AUGAGUCACCUACCAGAUAACUUUGUUGGAUUUUACCACACAGAAUCUAAUGAAACAGUAGGCACUGGGGAAACAGGAGAUGAAUCUUUACCCACUAAACUGGAUCCAAUUGAGCAUGGCCCCUUGACUUAUGUUGCAGGAUAUGUGGUUUCAAAACUUUUCCAAACAAAUAAAAGAAAGGCUGGAAAAACUAAUGAAGAGUUACAUUUGUUACUUCAAGGCAUGAAGUCCUCAGACCAGUCCUCUAGUUUUAUUUCAGCACGUACAAGAG
Paramuricea clavata is the source of this 271-nucleotide messenger RNA. Lineage: Eukaryota; Metazoa; Cnidaria; Anthozoa; Malacalcyonacea; Plexauridae. The record is from the annotation of a GenBank genome assembly.